This is a messenger RNA of Hemicordylus capensis (graceful crag lizard), 6770 nucleotides long. It is a transcript of the gene YTHDC2, whose product is annotated as YTH N6-methyladenosine RNA binding protein C2. The transcript is spliced from 31 exons. The coding region runs from base 173 to 4543 and encodes 1456 amino acids. Gene Ontology annotation, cellular component: intracellular anatomical structure. Gene Ontology annotation, molecular function: ATP binding; RNA binding. NCBI's taxonomy places the organism in Eukaryota, Metazoa, Chordata, Lepidosauria, Squamata, Cordylidae. The record is from RefSeq and is a predicted model, not a curated record.
UUGUCACCGGGGAGGCUCUGACGUCACCCCGCACCUCCUCAGGCCCGCCUCCCGUCCCCUCAGAGGUGGCGGCGCCUCCUUCUCCUCCUUUCACUUUCCUUCUUGGCUGCGGGGCGCUUCUUUCUGUGGCGGGUAGCCGUAGCCUGUGGUUGAGCUUCAGGGUCGCCCGAAGAUGUCUCGCCCGAGCAGCGUCUCCCCGCGGCCUCCGGGGAGCGGCCCUCCGAGCGGGGGUCCCUCCACAGCCUCGGCCGCCUCGUUGUCGUCGUCCUGCUCGGGCAGCGGCCGGGCCAAGGGGCUGAAGGAUAUUCGCAUCGACGAGGAGGUAAAAAUCGCCGUCAACAUCGCCCUGGAGCGGUUCCGAUAUGGGGACCAGCGAGAAAUGGAAUUUCCGUCAUCCUUGACGAGUACUGAAAGAGCCUUCAUUCACCGGCUGAGUCAGUCUCUUGGUCUGAUUUCUAAAAGUAAGGGGAAAGGAGCAAACAGAUAUCUAACUGUGAAGAAAAAAGAUGGAUCUGAGUUGGCACAUACAGUGAUGACAUGUAACUUAAUUCCAAACACAAAACAUGCAAUCAGAAGCCUCGUUCAGCGAUUUCCUGUCACCAAUAAAGAGCGCACAGAGCUACUACCAAAGACUGAGAGAGGAAAUGUAUUUGCUGUUGAAGCUGAGAAUAGAGAAAUGAGCAAAACGAGUGGGAGACUUAACAAUGGCAUCCCUCAAAUCCCAGUGAAAAGGGGAGAAUCAGAAUUUGAUUCCUUUCGGCAGUCUCUACCAGUUUAUGAAAAGCAAGAUGAAAUUGUUAGAAUUAUUAAAGAAAAUAAAGUUAUUUUGAUUGUGGGAGAAACUGGAUCAGGAAAAACUACUCAGAUUCCUCAGUUUCUUCUUGAUGACUGUUACAAAAAUGGAAUUCCAUGUCGCAUAUUUUGCACUCAGCCUAGACGGUUGGCAGCAAUUGCUGUGGCUGAAAGGGUUGCUGGUGAAAGAAGAGAGAAGAUUGGGCAGACGAUUGGCUAUCAGAUCCGACUGGAAAGCAGGGUUUCUCCAAAGACACUGUUAACAUUUUGCACCAAUGGUGUAUUACUUCGUACACUAAUGGCAGGAGAUAGUGCACUGUCAACUGUAACUCAUGUUAUUGUGGAUGAAGUCCAUGAGAGGGAUCGGUUCAGUGACUUCUUGCUAACAAAAUUAAGAGAUACAUUGCAGAAACAUUCAACUCUGAAACUCAUACUUUCUAGUGCUGCUCUGGAUGUGAACCUCUUUGUAAGAUACUUUGGAGGCUGUCCAGUAAUAUAUAUACCAGGAAGGCCAUUUGAAGUAAAGGAGAUGUUUCUAGAAGACCUAUUAAGAAGUACAGGUUAUACAAAUAAAGAGAUGAUAAAAUACAAAAAGGAAAAACAACGAGAGGAAAAGCAACAGACAACUCUGACAGAAUGGUAUUCUGCUCAGGACAACAGCAAGCCGGAAUCACAACGGCAGAGAGCAAUUCCCAAUGUAGCUGAAGAAUAUGAUCUAUUGGAUGAUGGUGGUGACACAGUUUUCAGUCAGUUGGCUGAAAAAGAUUUCAAUUGCCUUGAACCUUGGUUAAUUAAAGAAAUGGAUGCUUGUCUCUCUGAUAUUUGGUUGCACAAAGAUAUAGAUGCCUUUGCACAAGUGUUCCACCUUAUUUUAACUGAAAAUGUCAGUGUUGAUUACAGACACAGCGAGACAAGUGCAACAACUUUAAUGGUAGCUUCUGGAAGAGGUUUCCUGAGUCAAGUAGAACAGUUGAUUGGUAUGGGAGCAAAUGUUCACAUCAAAUCAUCCAAUGGCUGGACAGCUUUGGAUUGGGCCAAACACUUUGGACAGACAGAAGUGGUUGACUUGUUGGAUUCCUACUGCGCAUCACUAGAGUUUGGAAAUCUAGAUGAAAGUUCUUUGGUCCACGCAAAUGCUGGUGAGCUUAGUGCAGAAGACAGAGAACUCUUGAAAGCGUAUCAUCACAGUUUUGAUGAUGAAAAAGUAGAUCUUGACCUGAUUAUGCACCUGCUAUACAACAUCUGUCAUAGCUGUGAUGCAGGAGCAGUUUUAAUUUUCCUACCUGGAUAUGAUGAGAUUGUUGGCUUGAGGGAUCGCAUAUUGUUUGAUGACAAGAGGUUUGCUGAUAAUGCUCACAGAUUCCAAGUUUUUAUGCUGCAUUCAAAUAUGCAAACUUCAGAUCAGAAGAAGGUGCUCAAGACCUCGCCCCCAGGGAUCCGCAAAAUAAUACUCUCUACAAAUAUUGCUGAAACAAGCAUCACAGUUAAUGAUGUUGUCUUUGUGAUUGACUCUGGAAAAAUGAAAGAGAAGUCCUUUGAUGCACUCAACUGUGUCACUAUGCUCAAGAUGGUAUGGAUUUCUAAAGCGAGUGCUGUUCAGAGAAAGGGCAGGGCAGGACGUUGUAGGCCUGGAAUUUGUUUCCGGCUUUUCAGUAGACUCCGAUUUCAGAAUAUGCUGGAAUUCCAGACUCCAGAACUUCUAAGGAUGCCUUUACAGGAGCUUUGUUUGCAUACAAAAUUGCUAGCCCCCAUCAACUGUCCUAUUGCUGACUUCUUAAUGAAAGCUCCAGAGCCGCCACCUGCACUAAUUGUGAGAAAUGCAGUGCAGAUGCUUAAGACCAUAGAUGCUAUGGAUACAUGGGAGGAUCUGACAGAACUGGGCUAUCAUCUGGCUGACUUACCAGUAGAGCCCCAUCUUGGUAAAAUGGUGCUGUGUGCUGUUGUUCUGAAAUGCCUGGAUCCUAUUCUGACCAUUGCAUGCACUCUUGCAUAUCGAGACCCUUUUGUGCUACCUACGCAGGCCUCUCAAAAGCGUGCAGCCAUGCUGUGCAGAAAACGAUUUACCGCAGGAACAUUUAGUGACCAUAUGGCCCUUCUUCGGGCUUUCCAGGCAUGGCAGAAGGCGCGAAGUGAUGGUUGGGAAAGAGCUUUUUGUGAGAAAAAUUUCCUUUCUCAGGCAACAAUGGAGAUUAUCAUAGGCAUGAGAACACAGUUGCUUGGGCAGCUCAGAGCGUCAGGUUUUGUUAGAGCCAGAGGUGGAGGUGAUAUAAGAGAUGUUAAUACAAAUUCAGAGAACUGGGCUGUGGUCAAAGGUGCCUUAGUGGCUGGAAUGUAUCCCAAUAUAGUCCAUGUUGACAGAGAGAAUGUUGUCUUGACGGGGCCAAAGGAAAAAAGAGUCCGCUUUCAUCCUACUUCAGUUCUUAGCCAGCCUCAGUAUAAAAAGAUUCCUCCCGCAAAUGGACAAGUGGCAGCUAUUCAGGCACUGCCUACGGAUUGGCUUAUAUAUGAUGAAAUGACGAGAGCUCACAGAAUAGCCAACAUCAGGUGCUGCUCAGUUGUGACUCCUGUCACUGUGGCCCUCUUUUGUGGAUCAGCUCGGUUGCCAAGUAAUGCUUUACAGGAGCCUUCGUCCUUCAGAGUGGAUGGUGUUGCUAAUGACAGUAGUGAUAGUGAGAUGGAAGACAGAACAACCGCUAACUUGGCUGCGCUGAAACUGGAUGAAUGGCUCAGUUUCAAAUUAGAUCCUGAGGCUGCUAGCCUGCUCCUCCAACUGAGACAGAAAUGGCACAGUUUAUUUCUACGACGAAUGAGAGCUCCUUCAAAGCCCUGGUCCCAAGUUGAUGAGGCAACUAUACGAGCCAUCAUUGCAGUCUUAAGCACUGAAGAACAAUCUGCAGGUCUACAGCAGCCUUCAGGAAUUGGUCAGCGACCAAGACCCAUGUCAUCAGAAGAACUUCCAUUAGCAUCUUCAUGGAGGUCAAACACUAGCCGAAAAAGCUCAGCAGAAGCAGAAUUUGUAGAUGAUCCUUUUAAUGCUGAGAGAAAUCCCCCCAAAACAACUUUAAACUACGAUAUAAACAAAGAACAGAACAAUACAAUAUUGAGAGUCCUCAUGAAAUCUGCAUCUCCAGCAUUUCACCAACCUCUGAAAUAUAAAGAGAGAAGCGUUCUGCAUUCCAAACGAAGCACAGAUGACAGAUUAGACCAGUCAUCUGUGAAAUCCACAGAUAGUAGUACUUUCCCCAGUCCCUGUGCUAGUCCUUCUCCUCCAUCAUCUGGGAAGGGUUCCAAGUCUCCUUCUCCAAGGCCAAAUAUGCCAGUUCGGUACUUUAUUAUGAAAAGUAGCAACCUGAGGAACCUUGAGAUUUCACAGCAGAAGGGGAUUUGGUCUACAACCCCAAGUAAUGAGCGAAAACUGAAUCGAGCUUUUUGGGAGAGCAGUGUUGUUUAUUUGGUGUUUUCAGUUCAGGGAUCAGGACACUUUCAGGGUUUUGCUCGAAUGUCUUCAGAAAUUGGACGCGAGAAAAGUCAGGAUUGGGGUUCUACUGGUUUAGGGGGAGUGUUCAAGGUGGAAUGGAUCCGGAAAGAAAGUCUUCCCUUUCAAUUUGCUCACCACUUACUCAACCCUUGGAAUGACAACAAGAAAGUACAGAUAAGCCGAGAUGGCCAGGAACUGGAACCUCAGGUUGGUGAACAGUUGCUACAGCUGUGGGACCGUAUUCCUUUAGGGGAGAGAAAUGCAGCAGAUUGAAAAUGUGGUGGAAGCAUUGAGGAGUGCAUUCUCUUUUGAGAGCUGUAGCCUGUGUGAAAUGUUUAAUCUGCUAAAAAAAUCAACACACCUUCAGGAAAGAGAUGCCACAAUGAACUGAAUCCUGGAAUUCCUCUAGUGCAAGCUGCAUGUAUGCUAGUUUGAAGGGAAAAGUGCAGCCUGCUUUUAUUUUUAGUGAGAAUUUGGUUCUGACUGCUUCACUUUGAAGUUUGCAAUGCUAAACUUAGGACACCAAAGCAGACUGAAACCACUGGGGAACUUUGAAUAGUGUUGUAACUAUUUCAUAUUUCUUUCAGAAGAAAAAAGUCUGGAAAAAUGAAUAGUACUCACCGGUCUUGCUUACUCACCCUGUUCAAACAGUGCUCGAAGAAAAACAAAUCUAGGUACAGCUUUGAAGUUGGGAAGUCUGAGGACUAAACACUGAGUAGACACAUUACAAUGAAGAGAAUUUCCCCUCAAAAAUUUAUUUUUCGGAAAGCUGACUUCAGGGACUUUGAUUAUAUUCUUUGCCUAUUAUGCACUCUUAAACAUGGCCAUUUAUUUUGUUCUGAUUUCAUUGCACAUAAACCAAGAACAAGCUGUUCAGCACUGAAGUAAAAGGGCAUUUUGAGAAACUAUUUGGCACUGGCUAUAUCAUAAUUUCUGUCCCCAGCCAGCACUGGAAAUUUGUUUCUCCUUUCCCAUAUUACAUAUAUGACUUGUAUGUCCCUUUUCUUUUUUUCACUUCAGUUUUCUUCUGAUUUUAUUUUAGGUGCCUCCUACUUUAUGCCUAUGUUAGAUACAUUGUACUUUGCCUGUACAACUCUAGUAUCCCUGUCACAACAGUUUAUCUCUAAUUGUUUCGGAAAAUGUUGGCCAAAUCAGCAGCUAUCCAAGAAGGAAAGGAGAAAUUAAAAUAGAAGGGAUACUGUGUAUGUUACUUUACUAAGCUUAGAAUGGGGAGAUAAUUCAAGAGGAGUACAAUUAUUGAGCAGUCUUGAUAGCUAACACACAAGGGAUUAGGGAUGUGUGUAGAACAGGAUUUGCAAUCCAUUCUGAGCUCGGAAUGGAACGCAAAUGCCUGUAACAUUCCAUUGGAAAAACCGGUCGAGUCAGUUCUGAUGGAACGAACAUGGAACGUUUCGAGUGUUCCAAGUGCCAUUUUGGAGGCCUGUUUUCCCCUUCCUGACUGGUUUUGGCACUGGCUUCCAGUUGGCUUGCUAUCUUCUUGCUUGGCUUGUUAUACAAAUUGAGUUGAUUUGUAUGAUAAGCCAACCAAGAAGCAAGGAGAAUGCAAGCCAGUUGGAAGCCAUUGCCAAAAACAGGCCUCCAAAAUGGUGCUCAGAACACUCAAAACGUUUCCACUCAGAACAGGGUGCUUCAUUCCAAGCUCAAAACAGGCUCUUCAUUUGAAGGACGUUCUGUUUUGAGUUCAAAAUAGCCCGCUUUGAGUUAGAACGUUUCAAGCUUGAAACAUUCUGCACAUCCCUACAAGGGAUGCCAGUUAUUUCUUACAAACACUAAGUGAAAAGAAAAAAACAUAAUGAAUGGCUUCUGUAGAAAUGUGGGAAAAGUGAAUGUUUUUGUUCUUGGAGGAAUACUAUAUUAGCAUCUUAACAAAGAUUCUGGAUUUGAAUUCAGUGUCUUUGCAUUUUAGUGUUAGCUUUUAACAUUUUUAUGAAUUGAUUGACUUAUUUGUACCUCCUAACCACAUACAAUUAGGUACCUUUUGUACAUCUAUGUAGCAUUCUCCUUUUCUUCCUAACUGUGAUCUUGGUCAUAUUUUGAAUUGACCUCUUUGAGUUUUAAGUUGGAAAUAAGAUGUUAAGAAUAAAGUUGUUUUGUUUAGCUUUGUGGUGGUCUGGAGCAAUUUGUAACUUUGCAGUAGAGGAUCACCUGAGGUCUUUGAUUGAUCAUCCUCUGUAGUUUAUAUAUAUCAGCAGUAAUUCUUGUUCUUCAGAUACCACAAAUAAACACAUUGCAAUAAACUGUAAUACACCUUGAUACUGGUACAAAUCCAUAGGAAUGUUGUCUUGUAUGUUUCUUCUUAAAUGUUUACAAGAUCAAGAUUUACACGUGGCCAUUCUGGAGCAUAGAGUAUGAUAAAUGGCAUGCCUUUUGCUAUUGGCUGGUAAUUUCUAAAGCACAAAGUAAUGGUAAAUUUUUGAAAAUGUAAUGAAAAUGAGUGGAUUUUUCACCCUCUCAAUAAAGCUACAUAGAGAGAUAUUUA